Molecule: messenger RNA, 543 nt
Organism: Frankliniella occidentalis (western flower thrips)
Lineage: Eukaryota; Metazoa; Arthropoda; Insecta; Thysanoptera; Thripidae
Product: cytochrome P450 4V2-like
Exons: 1
Molecular function (GO): iron ion binding; heme binding; monooxygenase activity
Source: RefSeq, a predicted model, not a curated record
GAGCUAAACGACGUCCUAGGCGAGGACCGAGGGCGUUCCCUGCAGCACUCGGAUUUGAGCAACAUGCAGUACACUGAACGGGUGAUCAAGGAGGUGCUGCGCUACUUCACCGUCGUGCCGAUGAUGUUUCGCCACAUCACCGAGGACCUGACCGUGCCGUCUGGCUUCACCAUUCCGCGCGGCUGCACGGUGGGCUUCUGGCUGCCCUACACGCACCGGGACCCGCAGUCGUUCCCAGAGCCGGACAAGUUCGACCCAGACCGAUUCCUCCCGGAGAACGCUCGUGGCCGCCACCCUUUCGCGUACUUGCCAUUUAGCGCAGGACCCAGAAACUGCAUCGGCCAGAGGUACGCGAUGAUGUUCCUGAAGACGGUGGCGGCCGUCCUCGUGCCACGCCUGCACUUUGAGCUCCCCGAUGACGGCCCCAAACGCCUCGAGGACGUCCCCAUCACAUUUAACCUCACCUUAUCCGUUAGCGGUGGCGCUAACAUCCGCGUCCGCCGGUGUUGAACCAAAAAGCAAAUGAAAACCAGCCCUGUGGCC